This is a messenger RNA of Microcebus murinus (gray mouse lemur), 6108 nucleotides long. RefSeq names its product dynactin subunit 1 (gene DCTN1). Gene Ontology annotation, cellular component: kinetochore; microtubule associated complex; spindle pole. Gene Ontology annotation, biological process: nuclear migration; establishment of mitotic spindle orientation. NCBI's taxonomy places the organism in Eukaryota, Metazoa, Chordata, Mammalia, Primates, Cheirogaleidae. The record is from RefSeq and is a predicted model, not a curated record.
GGUGGGGCCCGUGAGCCCCCUCUCCAGCUGUCCUGCAUGUCCUUGGGCUGCUGCAUGUGUGUGUGUGUGACCUUGGGGCUGGGAUGACCAGAGGAAAUGGCAGCCUUGGCUCUCAGAGUUCCUUUGAUGUGUGCAAGGACAUCUGGCUCAGUGUCCAGGCCCAGGUAGCACUGAUUAGUGACAAUUUCCCCCUGCCCCAAGACUCCAGGUCAUAGACUCCCCAGUCAAAGACUAUUAGCAUUUAACUAUAAAUAGCAGCAGCAUGAAAUAGAGCAUCUACUGAGUUACUGUGGGUUCUCACUUAGCCAGAGCUUGGGGGGCCAUGGGAGAGUAGACUCAGGAAUGAGACUGGAGAAAGUACCAAGUGAGAUGAUUGUGCAAGGAGACAGGUCAGGGAACAGAGCACAGGAAGAACAGUCCUGAGUUGGAAAGCCUGAGAGUCUUCUUGUGCCUGCCUCUGGGUGGGUGCUGCCAUAAACACCCACCUCCACUCUGCCCUAUCACCCUUUCAUUGCCUUCUCCUUCCUCUGGUGGUGUGCCUGAGGCCUACAUCCUACCCCCUGCAGCCUUCCAUCAACUGUCAUUGGAGUGGGGCUCAACUGUGCCACCUCCCCUCCCCACCACAGACUUUUUUAAACUCUUAAAUUGCUGCCAUGGCCACUUCCUCACACCAGCUCCUGCUGUGGACCUCUGCCCAAGCUGUCUGUGACCUGCAUGUUCCUGUCUGACCCGUACCUACUGUGCUGUAUGUACAACACUGUGAUUUCCUUGUUGCCAGUCUGUCUCAGGCGUUUGUGACAUUGCAUGGAGAACUGCUGGUUUGGGGCAAUUGGAAGGGAGAGGAAAAUAUCUUCUUUUAGAUUCCUGAUUGAUGAUGGGUCCUCACUUUGGAGUCAUGCCAUGGUAGAAAGGACAUGCUGAUAUUCGCUUUGGUGCCUGGCUCUGGGUUGGAAUGGGGGCAUGUAAGGAAAACAAUGGUGUAAAGGUUGCCAGCCCCAUUCCGGAGUCAUAAAAACUUGGUUUUGUCCCUUGAUUAUUGUCUCCUGGUUGGGGCUCCUAUCUCACCUCGGGCUCCUGAAUAGAGAAGAGCAUGAAACUAUAGUCUGAUAUUUAUGGAGAAGUUUUGGCCAUUGCCUGACCUGACCCUGGGCUGGGACCUAAGUAUGCCCAAAUCCUGGGGCUUUGGCAGCUACCUGAGAAAAUGUGUCAAAGCCCAGCCUAGGCUGCCCAUGCCACCUUUCUGUACUCACGGUGGAAAGUGUCAGUCAAAUAGUUGAAUGCCCCUUGUCUCUAGUCUUCCUCACAAUGGUUCUCACAAAGCAGAUCACUUAGCACAGGGCCUCUGCUCUCACCCAUGUGGAAUGGGAAGCCAGUUCCAGAGCAAAAGAGCAUGCUUUGAAGGGGAGGGCAGAAGAGAACCUGGAUGUCUCAGCUAAGUGCUCAGUUCUUUCUGGAAGCCCUUUAGAAACAGGCUUUAACUUUUCACAAUCAGGGGAUGGUUGGGAGAGAAGCCCACCCACUGUCAUUAGAGCUGCUACUACCCAGAUGGAAUGUUUGCUAGGGUUUAUUAAUCACUAUGUAUGCUUCUCAGAGCCGAAGCCUGUUGCUAAAGGGGCACUCUAGAUGUGUGUGCCAGAAAAGAGACCAUAAGGAUGUUUCCAGGGUGUAUAAAAGACAAGUGGAGUUGAUGGGAUUGUGGGGGCUACAGAGUGUGAGCAGGGAGGCCCUGUGUCUCCGCACAGGAUGCCCUGGCUCCAUAAGCGUCAUGUCUGGGAUGGCUCCUGGCCUAGUUUUUUGGGGCAAGCUCUUGGGGGUGGGCAAGGGAAGAGAGAGAGGAGCCACAACCUGUUCUUUGGAAGAAGCAUCAAGGCCGGCUCUGCGCAUGACUUUGUCGAGUCAGAAGAGGAGGAGGAGCCAGCAGAGCCCUGGGCAGUUGCUAGGUGACUGAGGAGCAGUGGCUCCACCCCCAUGGAGCAGAGGAGGGUGGGUGCAUGACGUCAGGUGGAGCUGGUGCUGCGGCCACUGAGGCUGCCAUCAGCCUAAGCUGGCGAACUGGGCCAGGCGCCGCUCCGCCCUGGUGCCUGCCGGAGACUGGUGGUCCCGCUGCGCAUCUGCAGGGGCCUCUGUGUCAGAGCGGCAGCCGUUUGCAGGCUGGGAAGCUGCUGCACCGGGAAGCUGAGGCUGCAUUGUUGGGAUUUGAUGCACUAAUCUCCUGUCUCCGCCGCCUUUCCCUCUGUUCGGUCUCUUUCCCUCCCUCCCUUCGUCUGUCCUUCCUCUGUGUGUUUGUCUAUCCUCCUCUAUCCCUCCUUCUCUUUCCUCUCCUUGCUUUCUUUGGUUUUCUGCAAUGAUGAGACAGGCACCGACAGCCCGAAAGACCACAACUCGGCGGCCCAAGCCCGCCCGCCCAGCCAGUACCGGGGUGUCUGGAGCCAGUAGCUCUCUGGGCCCCUCUGGCUCAGCAUCAGCAGGUGAGCUGAGCAGCAGUGAGCCCAGCACCCCAGCUCAGACUCCGCUGGCAGCACCCAUCAUCCCCACACCGGUUCUCACCUCUCCUGGAGCGGCCCCCCCGCUUCCUUCUCCCUCCAAGGAGGAAGAGGGACUGAGGGCCCAGGUGCGAGACCUAGAGGAGAAACUGGAGACCCUGCGUCUGAAGCGGGCAGAAGACAAGGCAAAGCUGAAAGAGCUGGAGAAACACAAGAUCCAGCUGGAGCAGGUGCAGGAAUGGAAGAGCAAAAUGCAGGAACAGCAGGCAGACCUACAGCGGCGCCUCAAGGAGGCGCGGAAGGAAGCCAAGGAGGCCCUGGAGGCAAAGGAACGCUACAUGGAAGAGAUGGCUGACACUGCUGAUGCCAUUGAGAUGGCCACUCUGGACAAGGAGAUGGCUGAAGAGCGGGCUGAGUCUCUGCAGCAGGAGGUGGAGGCACUGAAGGAGCGUGUGGACGAGCUCACCACUGACUUGGAGAUCCUCAAGGCCGAGAUUGAAGAGAAAGGCUCAGAUGGGGCCGCAUCCAGUUAUCAGCUGAAGCAGCUCGAGGAGCAAAACGCCCGUCUGAAGGAUGCACUGGUGAGGAUGAGGGAUCUUUCUUCUUCGGAGAAGCAGGAGCAUGUGAAGCUCCAGAAGCUCAUGGAAAAGAAGAACCAAGAGCUAGAAGUUGUGAGGCAACAGCGGGAGCGUCUGCAGGAGGAGCUGAGCCAGGCAGAGAGCACCAUUGAUGAGCUUAAGGAGCAGGUGGAUGCUGCUCUGGGUGCUGAGGAGAUGGUGGAGAUGCUGACAGAUCGGAACCUGAAUCUGGAGGAGAAAGUGCGGGAGUUGAGGGAGACUGUGGGGGACUUGGAAGCGAUGAAUGAGAUGAACGAUGAGCUGCAGGAGAAUGCACGUGAGACAGAACUGGAGCUGCGGGAGCAGCUGGACAUGGCUGGUGCUCGAGUGCGCGAGGCCCAGAAGCGUGUGGAGGCAGCCCAGGAGACAGUUGCAGACUACCAGCAAACCAUUAAGAAGUACCGCCAGCUGACUGCUCAUCUACAGGACGUGAAUCGGGAACUGACAAACCAGCAGGAAGCGUCUGUGGAGAGGCAGCAGCAGCCUCCUCCAGAGACUUUUGACUUCAAAAUCAAGUUUGCUGAGACUAAGGCUCAUGCCAAGGCAAUUGAGAUGGAAUUGAGGCAGAUGGAGGUGGCCCAGGCCAACCGACACAUGUCCCUGCUGACAGCUUUCAUGCCUGACAGCUUCCUUCGGCCUGGUGGGGACCAUGACUGCGUCCUGGUGCUGCUGCUCAUGCCUCGUCUCAUUUGCAAGGCAGAGCUUAUCCGGAAGCAGGCCCAGGAGAAGUUUGAACUAAGUGAGAACUGUUCAGAGCGGCCUGGGCUGCGAGGAGCUGCAGGGGAGCAGCUCAGCUUUGCUGCUGGGCUGGUAUACUCGCUGAGUCUGCUGCAGGCCACACUACACCGCUAUGAGCAUGCCCUGUCUCAGUGCAAUGUGGAUGUGUAUAAAAAAGUGGGCAGCCUCUACCCUGAGAUGAGUGCCCACGAGCGUUCCUUGGAUUUCCUUAUUGAGCUCCUGCACAAGGAUCAGCUGGAUGAAACUGUCAAUGUGGAGCCUCUCACCAAGGCCAUCAAGUACUACCAGCAUCUGUAUAGCAUCCACCUUGCCGAACAGCCUGAGGACAGUACCAUGCAGCUGGCUGACCACAUAAAGUUCACCCAGAGUGCCCUGGACUGCAUGGGUGUGGAGGUAGGACGGCUGCGUGCCUUCUUGCAGGGUGGGCAGGAGGCUACAGAUAUUGCCCUCUUGCUGCGGGACCUGGAAACAUCGUGCAGUGACAUCCGCCAGUUCUGCAAGAAGAUCCGAAGACGAAUGCCAGGGACGGAUGCUCCUGGAAUCCCAGCUGCACUGGCCUUUGGACCACAGGUAUCUGACACACUCCUAGACUGCAGGAAACACUUGACUUGGGUAGUGGCUGUGCUGCAGGAGGUGGCAGCAGCUGCUGCUCAGCUCAUUGCCCCGCUGGCGGAGAAUGAAGGCCUGCCUGUGGCUGCCCUGGAGGAGUUGGCUUUCAAAGCAAGCGAGCAGAUCUAUGGGACCCCCUCCAGCAGCCCCUAUGAGUGUCUGCGCCAGUCAUGCAACAUUCUCAUCAGUACCAUGAACAAGCUGGCCACAGCCAUGCAAGAGGGGGAGUAUGAUGCAGAGCGGCCUCCUAGUAAGCCUCCCCCAGUUGAGCUGCGGGCUGCAGCCCUUCGUGCAGAGAUCACAGAUGCUGAAGGCCUGGGUUUGAAGCUUGAAGAUCGAGAGACAGUUAUCAAGGAGUUGAAGAAGUCACUCAAGAUUAAGGGAGAGGAGCUGAGUGAGGCCAAUGUGAGGCUGAGCCUCCUAGAGAAGAAGCUCGACAGUGCUGCCAAGGAUGCAGAUGAGCGCAUCGAGAAAGUCCAGACUCGGCUGGAGGAGACCCAGGCGCUGCUGCGGAAGAAGGAGAAAGAGUUUGAGGAGACAAUGGAUGCGCUCCAGGCUGACAUUGACCAGCUGGAAGCAGAGAAGGCAGAGCUAAAGCAGCGGCUGAACAGCCAGUCCAAGCGUACAAUCGAGGGGCUACGGGGGCCCCCUCCUUCAGGCAUUGCUACCCUGGUCUCUGGCAUUGCUGGUGGGGGCGCCCCUGGGCAGGCUCCGGGAUCCAUGCCAGGCCCUGGGCUGGUGAAGGACUCACCACUGCUGCUUCAGCAGAUCUCUGCUAUGAGGCUGCACAUCUCCCAGCUCCAGCAUGAGAACAGCGUACUCAAGGGAGCCCAGAUGAAGGCAUCCUUGGCAGCCCUGCCCCCCUUGCAUGUUGCAAAGUUAUCCCUCCCACCCCACGAAGGCCCUGGCGGUGAGCUAGCAGCUGGAGCACUGUAUCGUAAGACCAGCCAGCUGCUGGAGACAUUGAAUCAGCUGAGCACACACACCCAUGUAGUAGACAUCACUCGCACCAGCCCUGCAGCCAAGAGCCCGUCAGCCCAGCUUAUGGAACAAGUGGCUCAGCUUAAGUCCCUGAGUGACACCAUCGAGAAACUCAAGGAUGAGGUCCUCAAGGAGACAGUGUCUCAGCGUCCCGGAGCCACAGUACCCACUGAUUUUGCCAUCUUCCCUUCAUCAGCCUUCCUCAGGGCCAAAGAGGAGCAGCAGGAUGACACAGUCUACGUGGGCAAAGUGAGCUUCUCAUGUGCAGCUGGUCUCGGACAGCGACACCGGCUGGUGCUGACCCAGGAGCAGCUGCACCAGCUUCACAGUCGCCUCAUCUCCUAAGCACUCCUCCCCCCUUUGUCCCCUUCAACCCUCAUUCCCCUGGUGCCACUCUGCCUGAUGCACAGCCACCUCGGCCAGCCUACAGGUAGAACCAUGUGGGCUAAGCUCUUCCUGCCCCAUUCACUUCACUCUCUCCCUGUCGGUGCCCUGCCCUGCCCUGGGUUCCCUCGUUCCCAUUCCUGACCUCUGCCAUAAUUUGAUGUUCAGCUGCUCCCUCCUUCCUGAGGGGCCUCAGGGCAUGUGGGGGGUAGGCUGAGACCCCACCACCAAAGGUUGAGUGAGGUCCCCCUGAUUGAGGACUUCACCCCUUGAUUAAAGCAACUUCUGCUUCAUUG